UAUUUGUGAGAUUGACAGCAAAAACUGUGAAGUAUACAGCGAUUUGUUUUCCUGAACUUAUCAAUAUCAUUAUUUUCCUCCGUUUCUCGUCCUUCCUUAAUUAAUUACUCAUUAUGGGUCGAUAUUUGGAGUUGUUGGACAUGUCCUAGCCAAAUAUAAUUUAGUAAAUUGGUUAAUAUAUACGUGUUAUUUGUCGUAAAGAUGCAGCCUUUAUAUUCUGUUGACCAUGAGACUCGUCACAAUACCAAUCACACCGAGGAAGAACCUCCUACUCCGGUAACAUCAGAAGAAAAUACUCCGCUGCUUCAUCGGUUCCCGCACACUGGGUCGGAACGGAAUCCCGUGACAACUGUCAUUGUCAGCUUGCUCCUGGUGAUACUCAUAGGUGGUGUCAUCAUCGGAAUAUAUCUCCUCAUUUUACAGAAUGAUUCUGAAAAUAUUUUACCACCAGUAGAACGACCGCUGCAGUUAGUCAGCAGAUCACAAUGGGACACUAGUGAUGCAGACCAGAGCGCUUUAAGAUCAUUCCCAUACAGACUGAGAGCGGUCACUGUUGUUCAAACGGGAACGGAACGAUGCAACAGUACGGAGUCAUGUACGAAACUACUAUUGGAAAUGCAGGCCAACGCUACUGCAGUGAACUCCACGCUACCAUAUAAUUUCUUGAUAUCGUCCAAUGGGCAAACGUAUGAGGCACUCGGCUGGCUCAAGUGUAUUCCUCAGGCGACGAAGACCACAAUGCCUACUGGACUGCUUUUAGCUUUUAUAGGAAAUUUCACCGAAACACCACCGACGCGGCUACAGGUACAAGAAGCAAAGAACUUCUUCGAUACAUCGGUGAGCCAACAGUACUUGCAUCCAUCUUACCGCAUAUUCGGUAAAAAUACAAGCGAUACGCCGACACACUUGAUCGACAGCCUUAAGACGUUUCCGCAGUGGAGCAGCGAAUUUUCAGAUAAAAAUUGAACCUUAUACCCACUGUAAUAGCGUUGGUUUGUAAUGUAAAUUUGGAGGUUGUCCUUCAAUUAUUUGGGCUUGACAAUUUACCUUAUUGGUGAAUUGUAGUAUCAGUCCUUUUUGGUUCGAAUUGAAAGUAAUAUUUACAGUAGUAGAUGGUUAAUUAAACAGUACAUUUGAAUGUUUUUCCUUAACAUAGUAGAACUAUUUUUUGUAGAGCUCUGUAGCAUUGAAUAAAGAUAUACCGAUAGAUAUUUAUAAUAGUAGUAAUUCAUAAACGUAACUUUAUGGACUUGACUAGUGAGAGUAGCUGUAAGGAUGAAAAGAUUUUAAUCGAUAGCAAUGCUCAGAACACUUCUAUAGUAUUUAUCGAUUACUGUUUUGUUAUGAUAGUUCUCGAAUUAUUUCAAUUUUACUCCAACCUUUCGAUUGGAAUUAGUUAUUACUUACCUACUAAACUACGAAACAUCAUUCGAUUAUAGGCAUUGCGUCGAUUUAUAACAAGUAUGUUAAAGGAAAAUAAUACUUUUAAUUUAAACCAAUCAGUAGGUAUUCGUGCAAUAAUUUUUGAAAACCAUUAUUAUUAGUAGGUAAAUGGAAUUUAGGAUUUUGUUUCGGUAUGAAUAAUUUAACUUUUGCAAUCCCAACGAAGCGUUCACAUCACAUUUAUCAAGUGUUUAGAACACUUAUUACAUUUAUUUAAUUGUAUUUAUUAAUUCAGUUCUACUUUUUUUAUUUAAAUUCGCUAGCACACGUCUAUAAUCUUCUAUAAAAACUUAUUACAAAAAAUAUAUCAGGCUGGUAAAAAUCAAAGCCAUAUAUUACUCGACGGUUCUAGAAAAAAAUAAACAACCGCUUGAUACCUACGUCACAGGGUUUAUUGACCUCAUAGUAGUUGAAUAUGGAUUAAAGGAGGCUUAAUUACUGUUUUACAAUGUAAUAAUACUUUAACAUUACAUGCAACUCUUUCUGUGUAUUUUUACCGUAAGGAAACAUUACGGGUUUUUCCAAAACAUACGCCCGAUUAAAGUACAUUAAUCUAAUAUUUUUUUAUUGGAAUACCAACUUUAGAAUGUUGUGUUAAAGUCGUCAAUCAAUUGAUUUGAAUUGACAGUUGUUCAUUAGUAAAUGUUUUUUUAAUCAAUUUAACGUUAAGAAUCUCUACAAUAGUUUGAAAAUAAUGAAUAAGUAUGUGCAAUAGUGGUGUUCUAAUGUUAUAUACAUAGCUAUAAUCUCGAAUUAUCUUUAGUUUAUAGUAAUGUAGUAAUGAGUUGGUAAAGUUUUGUAUGUGGUGGAUAAAAAGUAGCCUUUACUUAUAAUUUAUCGUUUGAGAAUAUGAAACUAUUUAUAGAGAUUAGAGACAUAAUAAUUAAUGUUUUUGUGGUUCACUGACUACCAAGAAGCUCUAGUAAAAUUCCAAAAUUAUUUUUCUAGAUGAUUCAUAUAUUUUGAACAACAUAAUAUCAACCAUCUAAAAAAAUAACCUGUUUUGCAAAUGUGGUUGUUAUUCUUAGUAUUCUUAGGCGAUCCAAAAAUAUGAACAUAGUUUUUUCUCUCUUUACAUUGUUUAUUGUUUGUUAUACUUUGUUUUACUAGAUUUUUUAUUGCAUUUCCUAUUAACUCAUUGCCAUAUAGGUACGUACUACCGAAGAGCUCGAUUCGUAUACCAAAAAUGUAUAUUUUUAAUAAGUUAAUUACAAUUUUAUGUUUAUGAGGUAUUAAAAUGGCAUAAUGUGUUUGUAUUCUUCGAAAUGGAAUGGGAAAUACGUUAACAUUUAAUAAUGUUUAUAUGACUCAAGUAUUUGGAAAAUAUGGCGUCAAAAGUUAUAGUACCCUUAGUAUGAGCUUGUUUUACGUUUAAAGAAAUCCGGAUUGAUCCGGAUUAAAGCAGUCCUGAUUGGCCGGCUCGAAUAAAUCAACCAAUCAAAGCAUCGAAUGCACUCUCGAUUCGACUAUUUUAAACGUAACGCAAUCUCGUACUAGGAUACAGGUUUAUUUGUGGGUAUGCGGUAUAGUUAUUGAAAUAAUAAAUUCAUCUAUUUAAUUAUGUAGUGGUUGAUAUAAAUAUUAAUGAGUGGAUUUUUUUAUUGUAAUGACGAUAAUAGUUGCCAAUAAAUUACUAGUUUUUGUUUUCAUUGUAACCAUUCCUUUGUUGUAUAUUAUCUGAAUAUAGGAAGCUAUUUAAAUGAAGUGAAGUUAUUCAGAAUUAAAUAUUUUUUUUAUAGAAUCGACAUUAGAUCACAGUUAUUUUAAUUUUACUUUAUGAAUUAUUUGUUGUAAGUUAUGUUUUGUAAAUAUACCUAGUGUGAAUUUUAAAUAACCGCUUUCUUUAUGAUGUUGUUUUAAACAAUCCUCCUUCAAUUUUCAGUUAGUUGGGAAUUAUUGUAACCUCGAAUGUCUUAAUUGACUGGACUAUAAGGCCUUUUGUACACAAAUGGUUUUUCCUUGUGAACACCUACGAUUUUAUUUAGUCAGUGCUCAUGCGCUGGCGCCGGGGCGUGUGGGCCGUUUGUAAGCUUCCAUUGUAUUUCAUACAACUCCAAUGACCGUGCCUACAUACGGAGAAUAUAAGCGUAUGUGUACAAGAGGCCUAAAGAAAAAUGGAAAAGGUUUUUUUAAUUUUAUGGUUUUUUAUUCACUCGGGAUAUUCCCGCCAGCCUAAAGUCAGGUAAUUGGUAAACGCGGGUCAGUGCCCUCUUGUCAUGAUUGGCCUAUUCAUGUCACUGCGGCUGUGAGGAUGCUGUCAAGUUCAUUUAAUACAACCAUUUUUUAUUCAGUUUAACAUUGCAUUACAGUUAUACAUUUAUACGGUACAUAGUGGGUAUGAAACAAAAAAAACAUAUAUACAUGCAUAGUAUAUUUAUUUUGUGUUUGCUGUCUAGAAAGUUAUCAUUUCGCGACGGGAGACCGAUCAUGUAAAAUUCUGCACUGUUUAUUAAAGUUUGUAUUUAUUAUUUAGAGUAUUUCGAUAUUUAAGUUAUAAAGAAGAAAUAUAGCCAAUUGUAUAUGAUUAUUAAACAUGCAUAUUAUUCAAUAAUAAAUAUCAAUAUAAUGUAAUAGAAUGAAUGUAUUUUAUGUAGCGAUUUAGCAUCGAACUUUUCGCUAGGGGACAUUUACAAAAUACUGAAACUAUCUAGCUGUUUUGUGAAGGUUAGCAUUGAAAGUAAAAACUAAGGCUGAUUGAAAUAAUGCUAAAUAGCAGGAGGAAUCAAGCCGUAAAACAAUAAAAAGCUUUUAAGCAAUGAUAACGUAUUUGAUUUUCAUCUUUGGAUGCGUUUCUAUCCACUACUAGAGGCAGGCCUGUGUGUUGCAGAGUUGCGUUGUGGUUCAUUGUGUGGGUGAGGUUACGCUCAGUUCCCAAUCUUUCCAAUACGCGAUUUCCCACCAACCCUUUAAUUCCUAACCCCAAAAGGCCGGCAACGCACUUGUAAGGCGGCGGAGAUUGCUUAUCAUCAGGAUCAGGUGCACCGACCACUGCGUACUUUCUUUACUUUACUCUGUUGUAACUGUCCCCUAGCGAAUCCAUUAAAAUAAAUACUCAAACUCGCCCCAAUAGUCAAGUCAGUGUUGUAUAAUAAUUUAUUUAUUUUAUUUUAGCCAAAUUAAUUAUAAAUUAUAUUUGAUUAACUAUUGUUUUGUUCGUAUUAUGGCACGAUAGAGUGGCUUCUAGUACACACGUUAUCCGUAGUGUAAUAAAAUAAAUAAAGAAUUAUUCUGAAAAUAUUCGUCCUAGUGGUCACAAUUCGUUACCAAAUGCGCACAAGACAAUUUUUCCAAAAGGAAACAUUGGGCUAAAUUAGUGAGUAAAUUAUGUCAAAAUACUAUUGUAUUUGUAUUCAAGGAAAAUGUUAUUAAUUACCAUAAUAAUUGAUGUGAUAUCGUUAGAUUAGUGUCCACAUGUUGUUUAAGGAAUAAUAAAUUUUACAAAAUAUAUUAAA
Spodoptera frugiperda (fall armyworm) is the source of this 4895-nucleotide messenger RNA. Its product is annotated as peptidoglycan-recognition protein 2. Lineage: Eukaryota; Metazoa; Arthropoda; Insecta; Lepidoptera; Noctuidae. Gene Ontology annotation, biological process: peptidoglycan catabolic process. Gene Ontology annotation, molecular function: zinc ion binding; N-acetylmuramoyl-L-alanine amidase activity. The coding region runs from base 202 to 966 and encodes 254 amino acids. The transcript has 5 exons. The record is from RefSeq and is a predicted model, not a curated record.